This is a messenger RNA of Oncorhynchus nerka (sockeye salmon), 1870 nucleotides long. It is a transcript of the gene dusp1, whose product is annotated as dual specificity phosphatase 1. Lineage: Eukaryota; Metazoa; Chordata; Actinopteri; Salmoniformes; Salmonidae. Gene Ontology annotation, molecular function: MAP kinase tyrosine/serine/threonine phosphatase activity; protein tyrosine/threonine phosphatase activity; MAP kinase tyrosine phosphatase activity. The transcript is spliced from 4 exons. Gene Ontology annotation, cellular component: nucleus; cytoplasm. The coding region runs from base 347 to 1483 and encodes 378 amino acids. Gene Ontology annotation, biological process: protein dephosphorylation; endoderm formation; negative regulation of p38MAPK cascade. The record is from RefSeq and is a predicted model, not a curated record.
GAGAUACUAUAUAAGUCCUUUUCACAGGCUACCCUCAGAACAACCUCGGGAAUGAAAAGAAAAACUUGUUUUUAACAAGAAACAACAAAAGAAAAUACACACGAGAAGAGGAACGGAUUGUUGUGUUUUUUUAUUCUACAUUUAUUCAUUGUUACUGAUUUUUAAAAUUUUCUCUCAGUUUACAUUCAUUUAGGGAAAACCUCAAAGAAGCUAAGGAGAACAAAAGAACAUACAACUGUUUCAAGAAUAAAUCUACUUGUGUCUUAAAAUAAAGAAAACCUCACAAGUUGCUACAGGAACAGGUGACACAGACCACCCAGGGGUUUAUUUGCCUGUUCCACAGCCUAUGUGCUUGUAUUUAACAUUUGACGCCCGCCGCCCUCCUACUAUGGUGAUAAUGGAAGUCCCCAGCAUCGAUGCCAUGUCCCUCCGCGGGCUGCUGGAGGGGGAAGACCCGGGCUGUCUGGUCCUGGACUGCCGCUCAUUCUUCUCCUUCAACUCCUCUCACAUCCCGGGGUCAACCAACGUCCGCUUCAGUACUAUAGUCCGCCGGAGGGCCAGAGGGGGGCUGGGGGUGGGACACAUCGUGCCCAACGAGGACACGCGGAACCGGCUUCUCUCCGGGGAGUAUCAGUCGGUAGUGUUUCUGGAUGAUCGGAGUUUGGACUUUGGCCAAGUGAAGAAGGACGGGACUCUAAUGCUCGCCGUAACAGCUCUGUGCCGAAACCCGUGUGGGACUAGUUUCUUCUUUCUCAAAGGUGGUUUUGACACGUUCUCCUCGGAGUAUCCAGAGAUGUGUACCAAGCCGUCAGCUCCACAGGGACUCAGUCUGCCCCUCAGCGCCCGUCCAGACAGCGCCGAGCCCGGCUGCAGUCCAUGCAGUACACCGCUCUAUGACCAGGGGGGUCCAGUGGAGAUCCUUCCCUUCCUCUACCUGGGCAGUGCCUACCAUGCCUCCAGAAAGGACAUGAUAGACAUGCUAGGUAUCACUGCUCUUAUCAACGUAUCAGCUAACUGCCCCAACCACUUUGAAGAGUCCUUCCAGUACAAGAGUAUCCCCGUAGAGGACAACCACAAGGCUGAUAUCUCCUCCUGGUUCAAUGAGGCGAUAGAGUUUAUCGACUCCAUCCGUAAUAAAGGCGGUCGUGUGUUUGUCCACUGCCAAGCCGGCAUCUCCCGCUCCGCCACCAUCUGUCUGGCCUACCUGAUGAGGACCAACCGCGUGAAGCUGGACGAGGCCUUUGAGUUCGUCAAGCAACGCCGCAGCAUCAUCAGUCCUAACUUCAGCUUCAUGGGCCAACUGCUACGGUUUGAGUCCCAGCUCCUGGCUACUUCAUCCUGCUCGUCGGAAGCCGGGAGUCCUGCCCUGGGGAAGAGCAGUACGGUCUUUAACUUCCCCGUGUCUAUCCCCGUCCACGGCUCUGCUGGACACGGACAGCUCUCCUUCCUCCACAGCCCCAUCACCACCUCACCAAGCUGCUAAGGGGAAGAGUAGGAUCAGAUGGAGGGCUGUCUGUCUUAUCCUGGACUUGAACUGAACUGUCACUAUUGGUGUCGAGUCUUUGUGAAUGUACUGCCACAAUACUAGUACUGUCCUGUAACAAUACUAGUAGUGACAAUACUAGUACUGUCCUGUAACAAUACUAGUAGUGACAAUACUAGUACUGUCCUGUAACAAUACUAGUAGUGACAAUACUAGUACUGUCCUGUAACAAUACUAGUAGUGACAAUACUAGUACUGUACUGUGACAAUACUAGUACUGUCCUGUAACAAUACUAUUAGUGACAAUACUAGUACUGUACUGUAACAAUACUAGUAGUGACAAUACUAGUACUGUACUGUAACAAUACUAGUAGUGACAAUACUAGU